Molecule: messenger RNA, 2979 nt
Organism: Sabethes cyaneus
Lineage: Eukaryota; Metazoa; Arthropoda; Insecta; Diptera; Culicidae
Exons: 3
Coding region: 1-2979 (992 amino acids)
Molecular function (GO): catalytic activity
Source: RefSeq, a predicted model, not a curated record
AUGAAUGAAAACACUUCGAACAUCUCAAUACUUCAAUGUGAUAUCUCUUCGCGUGUCGACUCUUUGCGCUCCAGCAUAAUCGCCACUAACGGUCCGAUCGCUGUGCUGAAUACUAUUGCAACGGCAAGUGACCAGCCAAAAACCUCCAGUGAGUCCAUCUGCAUCUUCUACCAGAACGUCCGUGGAUUGAAGUCCAAGAUCUCCGAAGUGUUUCUGAGUACCUCAGAGUUCUCGUACGACGCGUACGUUUUUACUGAGACGUGGCUUGACGAUCGCAUCGCCUCUCGCCAAUUGUUCAGCAAUGAUUAUAAUGUCUUCCGAGUUGAUCGUGGUGCGCAUAAUAGUUUACGGAAAAGAGGUGGAGGAGUUUUAGUAGCCGUUGCAAAAAGCAUAAAUGCGGCCCCUGUUCAUCUAUCCUGCGGACAAGCCGUUGAAAAUUUAUGGAUCAAAAUCGCUUUUCAUGACAAGGUCAUUUUCCUUGGUGUUGUUUAUAUUCCGCCGAACAAUAGCAAGGAUUGCGACCACAUUCAAUUGCAUUUGGACACUGUUGUUGAAAUCGUGAACCGUUCUGACUGUAAUGAGAUAAUCCUCUUUGGUGACUUCAACCAACCUCGCGUGGAAUGGAGUGCAACUACAGGUGGUUACCUAUUCGCUGAUCCACUUUUAUCGUACUUUACACCAGCUUGUCGCACAUUACUCGAUGGUUUGACGUUUUGCCGUUUGAGACAACGUAAUGCAGUUCGCAACUCCAGGGACCGAAUUCUUGACUUGAUUUACACUUCUGACUCUAUCACUAGUAGUAGUACUGCCGAAGAAGCUCCCGAACCUGUUGUGCGACUGGAUCCUGAUCAUCCUGCUCUUUUGUUAACCAUCAAGGGUCUGCCCGCUGUUGCUCAUACCAAUGACGUUGAUGCAUCCGAAUACAACUUCCGUAAAACUAAUUUUGACGCCCUCAAUGGAUUGCUCUGCCAAAUGGAUUGGUCUGAUGUAUACGCCACUGUGAAUGUUGAUGACGCUGUCACUGCUUUCAAUAAUAAAUUGCGUCGCUGUUUCUCUGAGGUGGUACCCCCAUUUAAACCUCCGAAAAAUCCACCAUGGUCUAAUGCGCGGUUAAGGUAUCUGAAACGACAACGUUCUAAAAUGCUAAAGAAAUAUUGUCUGCAUAAAAACCAGUUCUCCAAAUGCCAAUUUGAGGAAGCGAGUCGAGUAUACCGCUGCUACAAUCGACUGCUGUAUAGACGACAUCUCAAUCUGACAGAAAGUAGCUUACGCAGGCACCCGAAACGGUUCUGGACGUUUGUAAACUCUAAGCGGAAGGAUUAUGGUCUACCUACGUGUAUGAAGUUAGGUGAUCUAACCGCUUCCACUGUCGAUGGAAAGUGCGAACUUUUUGCUUCACAUUUCGGGAAUGUAUUCAACUCUACCGCAGCCCUCCAUGAUCCAGAUAUAAGCAACGCUUAUUCAUUCCGAGAUGGUAGCUGCGGCUCUCGCGAAGUUGAAGUCGUCAUAUAUUGCUGGGCCGGACGGCAUCCCAUCGUGUGUGCUGAAAAAGUGUUCCGGUGCACUAGUAGAACCUCUGCAAGCGAUUUUCAAUCUCUCACUGCAACGUCGAACAUUUCCUACAAUCUGGAAAAGCUCGUUUUUGACGCCGGUAUACAAAAAGGAGACAAAACGGAUAUUGCCAACUAUCGUGGGAUAAUUUCGCUGUCAGCCGGGUCGAAAUGCUUAGAGACCAUACUGAACAAAGUGAUUUUUGAAGCAUGCAAAAACUAUAUUACAUCAUCUCAGCACGGAUUCUUUCGCAAGCGAUCUGUGGAGUCGAACCUCUGUGAGUUUACUUCCUUCUGUAUCAGCAAGAUGGAUGCUGGUGUACAAAUUGAUGCAAUAUACACGGAUAUCAAGGCUGCUUUCGACACAGUGAACCACGAAAUACUUUACGCCAAACUUCGACGUCUCGGCUUCUCAGAUAGACUCUGUGAUUGGCUGAAAUCUUACUUAGCAAACCGACAGCUAUAUGUAAAGAUAAGAUCGGCUGAAUCAACAAUAUUCAGUCCGCAGUGCGGGGUUCCUCAAGGAAGUAACUUAGGACCACUUCUAUUCGCUCUUUUCUUCAAUGAUGUCUCUUCGAUUAUACCGAACAGUUGUGUGUUGAUCUACGCGGAUGAUUUGAAAAUUUAUCUCGUCGUCCACAAGCUAGAUGAUUGUUUCCUUCUACAGGAUAUGCUUGACAGCUUUACCAGGUGGUGCCGGCUGAAUCAUCUCGUGAUUAGUAUAGCAAAAUGCUGUGUGAUUUCUUAUCGGCGUCUGAAGAAUCCCAUUCUGUUCAACUACUCCAUCGACGGAACUGUUUUGAAACGUGUCGAUCAAAUUAAGGAUUUAGGCGUUCUGUUAGAUUACCAACUGUCCUUCAAAGCGCACUACUCUGCUACUGUGGACAAGGCUAAUCGCCAACUUGGUUUUGUUUCGAAAGUUGCUGUUGAUUUCACUGAUCCACUGUGUCUACGCGCAUUGUACUGUUCUUUAGUUAGAUCUAUACUCGAAUUCGGGUCAAUUGUAUGGUCGCCAUAUGAAGAGUUAUGGAUUUCCCGAAUCGAAUCUGUGCAGCGUAGGUUUGUUCGAUACGCGCUAUGUAAUCUUCCAUGGACGAAUCCGCAAGACCUGCCUCCUUAUAAACACCGGUGUGCAUUGAUUGGCAUCGAAACAUUGGAAGAUCGACGAAAUGCCAACCAAGCUGUUUUUGGUGCAAAAAUUUUACAAGGUGAAAUUGAUAGUCCCGCCCUGCUUGGUCAAAUUCACAUCUACGCACCACAGUGCAUUCUAAGGCCCAGACAGUGGCUACGACAACCUCCUAGAAAUACUGUAUAUGGCAAUAAUGACCCAAUGUUGAGUGUGAGCGGACGAUUCCAAGAGGCUUAUCAUUUAUUCGAUUUUAACGUGUCUACAAAUACCUUCCGUCAGCGAAUUUACAAAAGCAUGUGA